Molecule: messenger RNA, 4444 nt
Organism: Condylostylus longicornis
Lineage: Eukaryota; Metazoa; Arthropoda; Insecta; Diptera; Dolichopodidae
Product: sugar transporter SWEET1-like
Exons: 12
Coding region: 665-4315 (1216 amino acids)
Biological process (GO): proteolysis; carbohydrate transport
Cellular component (GO): membrane
Molecular function (GO): metallodipeptidase activity; sugar transmembrane transporter activity
Source: RefSeq, a predicted model, not a curated record
UGGAAUUUUUUCCGGUGUAAAUAAAUAUAAAAAAAAAAUUCAAUUAUUUAUUUUUUUUUUUUGCCAUUUAUUUUCAAUUAGAACGCACACAAAGUAAAAUUACCAAGUAAAAUUUUAAUUACAAUUAAAAAAGAUUUUUUUGAAAUUAGUAAAAUAAGAAUAAGUGUGUGAAAGUUUGUGUAUAUUAAAAAAUACUAAAAUUAUAAUUACAAUUUAAUUAGUAAUUAAAUAACAAUAUAUAAAAAGUUUUUGCUUGAACGAAAUUUAAUUUUUAAAAUUAAUUAACAAUAAACUGCAAAAGGAGGAAGAGAAGAAAAUAUAUACGAUUAAUUUCUCUUCCCGAUAAAAAGUUUUUCAGAAAUAUCUUAAUCAAUCUUGACUUGGAAAUAAAAAUUAUAUUAUGGGUUCAACUUAACUAAAAUAACCAGACAUUGAAAAUUUUUCAAUCGAAGGAACCUGUAAUAUAACUAAUGCCAUCAAGCAAAAAAAAAAUUUCUUUUUCAAGAAAUUUAGUUCAUUUUCAAUAUCCUACAUAAGUACAUCAACACAGAUAUUGGAUUAAGGAAUUUAAUUGAAGGUGUUAAACUUAAGAUGAUUUAUUAAAACUGUUUUUCAGUUUUAUUUCAACUUUAAAAAUCCUUUAAUAAUAUAGUUUUUCCUCGAUAUGCAUGAACUGCGACGAUCAUUUAAGCGAACUAAAUCACUUUCAGAGGAUAGUGGCAUUAGUUUUCAAAUAUCUAAUCCUGUUGUGACAUCCAGUGGUGAUGAUCUCGAUACAACAAAAACAAAUAAUGAAUACUCAUUACGUUCUGAUUCUGGAUUUCGUGCACCACUUUUAAAACUAAAUAAUCAAACUGCCAAUAAUAGUGGUUCAAGUAGCAGUACAAUAGCCGGUAGUAGUAUAUCCAAUAAUAUUACAAAUAAUCGAGAUACUUUAAAUUAUUGUGAAGUGUACUAUUUGUCGCCAUCAAAACGAAAAAGUAAAGAAAAUUUACAUUAUUCUUCAUCGAACGAACAACAAAAAUCACGUGCUGCAUAUCAGAAAUUUUCAAAUGAAAAUAAUUUUGCAACAGUUCAAAAGUCGCACACAUCAAAUUUAACUCAAAAAUCAUCAUUACAAGAUUCAAUAGCUAGCACACCAUGGACAACGAAUAGUUCAGUUUCCAAUAAAAAUAGAAAUAAUGGUUCUAAUAACAAUCGCAAUACCACAACUACAAGAAAUAAUAAUAGAAAUAAUAGAGGUUUAAAAUGUCGUGCUUUAGAAGUAUUCAAUUCAAGUAAUGCUGCAGAUAAUUCAAUGAAUUUGCCUUCAUUUGGAUAUGCUGGUUUAAGAGCAUUACCUGGAACUUCUCUUUCAAAUCAAAUCGAUCAAACUUUAGAUAAUUUUGAUAUAUGCAGUCAUUAUUCUGAUUCUGUAGCUGUUAUAACAAAAAAUCAACCACCAGGAGCAAUGCAGUUUGUAAAGAAUAGUUCAAUUAGUGGAAAUAAUAGCAGUAAUACUGGUGGAUCACGUUCAAAUAAUGUGACAUUUUCAAAUUGUACAGAAGAGCAUUACUUGCAUAGACAUCGAUCGCCAAGUUUUUCAAAUCAUACACAACAACAUGAAAUGAAUAGUUCCAAUCAUGGAAGUUUUACAAGAGCUACAUCAUCUUCAUCAAAUUCAAAUCGUGGCUCUUUAAGACGUAGCAAAGGACGUAGCAAUCAAUCAUUAUGUAGUUGUGAUGCAGGUGAUUCAACUGAAAUUGUACCAGAUCCUAAUAGACCACUAUUUCAAUACAGUUUAGAUAGAAAAAAGAAAAAGCAUACUUAUACAUGUGAACAAAACGCACAAAUCCUUAUAAGACUGGAACGUGAGAAAAAUUUAAGAAAUAACAGUUGUGGAAAUUUAGCAACAGCAAUUACCGUUGGAAAAUCAUCAUCUAGAAAAUCUCUUGAUAAACAGUUGGCGAAUGAAGGAAAUAUGCCGCAGAAUAGCUCCUGUGAUGAAACAUCAUUUGAUUAUCCAGAUUUGAAUAAUAGUAUUGAGAGUGAUUCGGCAACUGAUGUUGAUAUACCACCUCCACCACCUCCCCCUUCUGGUCGAAAAUUGUCAUUUAAACAGCUUCAAGAUAACUUUAUUGAUAGUUUUGCUGCACAAACAACUACAGCUCCAACAACAUCAAUGUUAACGAAAAAACAACCAUUUCAAUCUCAACUACAAAAUUCAAAUCAUCAACAUCAUCAUCAUGCAACAACAAAUACUGUUUCUUUUAAUAUUAGUGGUAGCACAAAUAAUAGUAAUAAUAAUAAUAACAAUAAUAAUGACAACAAUAAUAGUAAUAACAAUACAAAUAAUAAUAAUAGUAGUGGUAACAAUAACAAUAAUAAUAACAGUAACAGUAGCAAUUGUUUUAAAUCGACCACUAAUACAAUAGCUAGCAAUUUAGGUUGUAAUAUAGGUGAACAAAUGCUAAAUGAUUGUACUUCAACGAUAUUAAAUUGCGCUAAUGUUGGACAACUUAUGGUUGCAUCAGCAAUUGCAUCAACAUCAUCAUCUCAAUCAGCAGCACAAGGAACAACUGCAACAAAUGCUCAAUGUAAUAACUCAAAUAAACCAGAUUUAUGUCAAAUGGGUAAUAAUAGUGGUAAAUUAAAUAUAUUAAAUACAGCAGAUAAACGAAGGCUUGGAAUUUUAGAACAACAAAAACAUCAACAACAUAAUUUACAUAAUCAACAGAAACAACAUAUGUUAUUAUCGGAUAACAAUGGCAAUAUGAAACGUUCGAAUGCUGAAAAUAUUCCGUUAACACCAUAUCCUUUUAUACGUGACGAUUCAUACUUACCGUGUUUUAAAAGUAGUAAUAGUAUUAAAAACCCGAUCGGUAUAAAUGCUGAAGAGUCGGUUUUCUUUUAUCAUCAAGAACCGCCUCAAUACAAACCGAAUUUCGAUAAUCGACCAUCAAUACAAAAUAAUUUCGGUGUUGGAACUAACGGUAAAUAUAAUACUAUUGGACCAAGUAAUUGUUACGCUAAACAAUUAGCUAAUCAUCAUCAAACAAAUGAUUUUUGUGAUUUUCCACAUUUACAAUCUCAUCAAACAAAGAGUGGUAUUAGUGAAGCAAUUUGUAAUGGUGGAACAAAUUUAAUAAAUGGAAGAUAUUUUUCACAAUCCUUGACUAAUUUUGCAUUUACUGGUACUGGAACAGAUGGCAAUCAUUCACAUGGUUCAUUUGAUGUUAGAAAUAUUGAUGCUAAUGCUCAUCAACAUUCUCAUAAUCACAAUUAUCAUGAUUUUGGGGCAACUAUUUUACCUUAUACACAAUUUAGAACACCUGGAGCAACACGUUUAACUAAUUUUGGAAAUACUGGAAAUACUGGAAUUAGUACGAGCACAACAACUGUCAACGGUGGACUAAGUUGUAGUUUUGAUAAUUCUUUAAUUAGUUGUUCAUUUACUACAAUCGGUAGCGGAAAUAGUGGCCUUAAGGGUGUUAGUGGUAAAGAUCAAAUACAUCAACAUUCAAAUUGCAGCAAUUUAAAGGGAUCAAGUGCAGGUUUAAGUGGAGAUUCUGGUUCAAGUUUAAUGCCAUGGAAACAUAGACAAUGUCCUUCAAGAGGUUCAUCUAGUUCUGCAACAAAUUCGUUGAAAUUCGAUUUUGCAAAACAUUGGCUUGCAGUUAGUUCAUUACUUUUAUUGAUUGGUGCUGCAAGUGUAGCUGUUCCAUUGGCCUUACGUGUUGCUGCAAGCGCCCCAUUUGAAGAACGUUUGCAAAUAGCAACACAAAUAUUAGAAACAGUGCCUUUAAUUGAUGGGCAUAAUGAUUUACCUUGGAAUAUAAGGAAAUUCUUACAUAAUAAAUUAAAUGAUUUCAAUUUUGAUGAAGAUCUUAGAAAUGUUACGCCUUGGGCCAAAAGUCAGUGGAGUCAUACAGAUUUACAAAGGUUACGAAGUGGGAGAGUAUCAGCUCAGUUUUGGGCUGCAUAUGUUCCAUGUGAAGCACAACAUCGGGAUGCAGUGCAAUUAACCUUAGAACAAAUUGAUGUAAUAAAACGUUUAACUGAACGUUACUCCGUAUUGACGACUUGUACUUCAGCAUCAGAUAUAAUCGAAGCCCAUAAAGACCAUAAAUUGUGUUCUUUAACGGGCGUCGAAGGAGGACAUUCAUUGGGUGGCUCGUUAGCUGUUUUAAGAACAUUAUACGCUAUCGGUGUACGAUAUAUGACAUUGACCUCAACAUGUCAUACACCAUGGGCGGAUUCAAGUUAUGCUGAUGCUCCAACAUUUAAUGUUAAACAUGGAGGCUUAACAUCAUUCGGCAAGGUAUGUGUACAUUAAAAUCUUAUACUAUUAUUGUAUAUUUGGUACGUAUUUUCCAGGAUAAAACUGAAUUCAGGCAUUUAAAUAAUAUACCAUAUUAAGGAUACUUUCAUAUACACAACAAUAUUAUUUAUUUACUGAAUAUAU